AUGCAUUUCCUUCAAAAGGCCAUCGUGAUUACUUGCCUUGCAACAUCUGUCCUCUCACUCCCGAAUAGUUUGGGUCAAAAGAAAAUCGAACAUAUUGUUCUCCUUUCUUUUGACGGUUUGCAUCAAUCGGAUGUCGACGCAUACGUUAAAGCCAACCCAAGUUCUGCUAUUGCCACCCUUCUCAAAACAUCAGUGGAAUUUGACAAUGCCCAAACUUCGAAACCAAGUGAUUCAUUCCCCGGUUUAAUAGCACAGGUGACAGGCGGUUCUCCGAAAACUACUGGCAUUUUCUAUGACGUCUCCUACGAUAGAACCUUCUUUGAUCCUGGCUCCAAUUGCACAGGCACACCAGGUGCCGUAACUGCUUACGACGAGACCAUUGAUUUUAAUUCCACCGCUCCCGUCACCUCGAUAAAUCCGGCUAACCUUCCGAAAACACUCAAGAAUGGACAAUGUGUAGGAGUCACCCCACAUGAAUUCCUUAAAGUCAACACAAUUUUCGAAGUUGCCAAAAAGCACGGUUUCUUUACCGCUUGGACAGACAAACAUCCAGCCUAUGACAUAAUUAAUGGCCCUUCUGGAAAAGGUGUCGACGACUUGUACACUCCGGAAAUUAACGGAAUCAAUACCGUAGAACCCGACAUACAAGUUUAUGACACACUUCAUCUUAACGCUAUUCUCAAUUGGUUAAAAGGUGUGAGUAGCGCUGGAAAAAGCAUUCCCGUUCCUGGCAUUCUUGGUGGAAAUUUCCAAGUUAUUAGUGUCUCACAGAAAGAUUCGGCCGGUGGAUAUCUGGAUGCUGUGGGCCAACAACCAUCCGAUGAAUUGAAAAAAGGCCUAGACUUUUGUUUGAACUACACCGUGGGCCAGAUUGCAGAUACUCUUGAACAACAAAACCUCACAGAAAAGACUCUCUUCAUCAUUUCCGCGAAACACGGCCAAUCUCCAAUCAACAAGGCCCUCUUGAAUAAAAUACCAUCGGCCAAUUUGACUUCUGCUAUCGGCGUUCCUAUUGGCGGACUCACAGCUGAUGACGUUGCAUUAAUUUGGUUGAAGGACCAAUCGAAUGUUGACACAGCCGUUGCCAACAUCCAAAAGAAUUCAGAUGCGCUAGGUGUCCUUAAAAUCUUCUCUGGUGCUGAACUCGCAAAUGAAUUCGGUGAUCCCACAAAAAAUAGUAGAACUCCUGACAUUAUUAUUCAAACCAAACCGGGUGUCAUUUACACAACUGGGUCCAAGAUUGCCGAACAUGGCGGUUUCAACGAAGACGAUGUUCACGUUCCGAUCAUAGUUUCAAACCCCUACCUUAAGGCCCAAGUCAUCAGUAAGCAUGUAACAACUGCGCAAAUUGCUCCUACAAUCCUCGAAGUACUCGGUAUUAAUCCAAGUGAACUUGAGGCUGUAAAGGCGGAAAAUGUUGCGCCCCUUGACGGUUGUGUCCCAUAA
This is a messenger RNA of Paraglomus brasilianum, 1446 nucleotides long. Lineage: Eukaryota; Fungi; Glomeromycota; Glomeromycetes; Paraglomerales; Paraglomeraceae. The record is from the annotation of a GenBank genome assembly.